AUGGAAGGGGGUGCUAUCGACGCCCACUUUCACCGGGCGGUCGAUAUUGUCCAAGGAUUGCCGAAGGGCGGUCCUGUCCAGACGAGCUAUGAGGAGAAGCUAUGGCUGUACUCGCUAUACAAGCAGGCGACUGAGGGGGAUAUCACCGUUGCAAGACCAGGAAUGCUAGAUAUGCUUGGGCGGUCCAAGUGGGACUCGUGGAACAAGCAAAAAGGCAAACGGAAGGACUCGGCCAAGCAAGAAUACAUCUCGGCCCUGCUCAAGGCUCGUCCUCUAAUCCUGAAGAAACACGCCGACCGCCCAGCCUGCGCUGCCCAUAUUGCCGAGCUCGAACCAAAGUCUUCCAAGCAUACCCGCCGGCCCCGAGCGCGUUCGACAUCCUCAUCCUCCUCUUCGUCGUCAUACCACUCCUCCCAGGCUUCUCCUCCUCCUUCACCACCGCGGUACAGCUCUUACCCCCCUCCGGACCCUUCUUUACCCGUACCGGACGUCGCGCCGCACAUCGUGCCCCCAUCAGCGCUGACAUCGAGUCACAAGUCCCUUCUGAGCCUGGCGCAAGCACGGAGUCCGCCUUCCGGGUUGGAAGCGCCUGCCGCUAGCGAAGCUGGAAACUCGCGCUCCGGGCGCGUGUCGGGACGGGGAGUAUUGCCUUAUACUGCAGCUUCUGGGUCUAGAGCGCACAGCCUUAUAGGUGGACAAGGAGGGAGUUCGGAUAUGCCAUUCGCGUAUGGCCGGACCAACUCGGUCCAUUCCUUCCGACCUCGGCAGGGUCAAAGUUCGACCGCCGGACUUGGCUUUAUGCCUCCUCCUGCAGAACCAGGAGAGUACCUCACUCCCCAAGUCAUCCAGCGGGACUUUACGCCCGCACUCACAUCCACCGGAACCCCUUAUCUCGACAUGCACCAUCCCACACCCAUCUAUCCCAGCAACCCCCAUCGGCGGAUCGGGACCCCUUCGACCUACUCUGCGCCGCCCAUCAAUGUCCCUGCUACCCUGCAACAAAUCCAGACAUCCCUCCUUGCUAUCAGUGAGCGGAUGAAUCAUCUCGAGCGGAGCCAGGCGAUGAUUCUGCGCAGGGACGAGAGGAAGCGGACGUGGUUUUGGACAAGUAGGGAUGAGGAUGAUUUAGACGAGGCGGAGGAUGAGGCAGAGAGGGAAAGAUUGGCGAGGAGAGGUGCAGGGCCAGAAGUGAGGACGGCGGUCAGCCAGAGGAAGAGGAGAAGGUGGAGUUUGAGGCUGGUGUGGUGGUUGCUGGGAUUGGGAAGAAGGCUGGCGGUAGAUGCGGGAGUGGGGCUACUCGUGGGGAUAGCGGCGAUGAUGAUUGUCCGGGGAUGGAGGGGAGAUAUGGGUCGGAGGGUCAGAACGACAUUACGAGGUUUACUGGAGGGUGUAUAG
Molecule: messenger RNA, 1395 nt
Organism: Dioszegia hungarica
Lineage: Eukaryota; Fungi; Basidiomycota; Tremellomycetes; Tremellales; Bulleribasidiaceae
Product: acyl CoA binding protein-domain-containing protein
Exons: 6
Coding region: 1-1395 (464 amino acids)
Biological process (GO): fatty acid metabolic process
Molecular function (GO): fatty-acyl-CoA binding
Source: RefSeq, a predicted model, not a curated record